AAGAAAUUGUACAAAAUGGGCUAAAGCCCAAUAAUGGGAAAAUCCUAGCCCCCGAGCUUAAUUCUAAAUUCUGAUUAAAACCCUACUACGCGGCAGGAGUCAGCAGAAGCCAAACCCCGGCGCUCUCUUCCGGUCAUCCCCACAUUUCAACACCUUAAUCAGGUCGAAAAAAUGGUGUUCAAACGUUAUGUGGAAAUAGGAAGGGUUGCCCUUGUCAACUAUGGUGAGGAUUAUGGAAAACUGGUGGUUAUUGUGGACGUCGUUGACCAGAACAGAGCUCUGGUUGAUUCCCCCGAUAUGGUUAGGGGGCAAAUUAAUUUUAAGAGGCUGACCUUGACGGACUUCAAGCUUGACAUCAAGAGGUGUCCUAGCAAGAAAGAUUUGCUUUCUGCUAUGGAUGCAGCUGAUGUGAUAAACAAGUUUAACAACAGCUCGUGGGGGCGCAAGCUUCUUGUCCAAAAGAAGAGGGCAGGUCUGAAUGAUUUUGAUCGGUUUAGAAUCAUGCUGGCAAAGAUCAAGAAAGCUGGGGUUGUUAGGCAGGAGCUUGCUAAGUUGAAGAAGCUGAGUUCCUAGAGAGUUGGAAAAUUGUUCUUGUUCUUUCGUUAGCUUCUGAAACUUAAAGACCUUUAAUCAUGUGUAGCUUAUGUGAAGAGAAAGUACAACGUUUGGAUCCUAUAAUACGACUAUGCAUGUGUUGUUGUCAUUUAUCAUCGUAUGGCUUUUUCUGAAUCACGGAAGUAAUUUGCUUUAUACUUUUAAUAUUCAAAUGGAUUUAUCAGGAUUUAUUUGUGGGUUUUCCUUGUUAUAUUGGUUCCUUUUCAUUUAACAUUGCCAUCGAGACUAGGAAAUUUGAAUGAAUGGCAUAAGUGGCGUUUAGAUUGUAAAGCAGUAGAGCACUUGGAAGAGAAACUAAUUAUUGUAAUGCAGUAUUUGAAUGUCUUUCAUCAUUUUGAUGCUCUGAACUUAUAGAUCAUGGUUAUGUUAUAUAGCUUGCAUUAGAUUGACUAGUGCUCUGCAAAUUGAAGAGAUCUUAGAACCCCAUUUGUUAGUAUUGUUCUACGCUGCUCUAAUUAGCUCUCCAUGAUGUCUUGAGGCCUCAUUAUGUAUCUAACAGGGGGUGUGUGAUUGUUAAUCGUACAUUUUGACG
This is a messenger RNA of Oldenlandia corymbosa var. corymbosa, 1147 nucleotides long. The record is from the annotation of a GenBank genome assembly. Lineage: Eukaryota; Viridiplantae; Streptophyta; Magnoliopsida; Gentianales; Rubiaceae.